This is a messenger RNA of Caenorhabditis elegans, 1521 nucleotides long. It is a transcript of the gene cyb-1, whose product is annotated as G2/mitotic-specific cyclin-B1. Lineage: Eukaryota; Metazoa; Nematoda; Chromadorea; Rhabditida; Rhabditidae. Bases 15 to 1100 code for a protein of 361 amino acids. Gene Ontology annotation, cellular component: cytoplasm. The transcript has 5 exons. Gene Ontology annotation, biological process: mitotic cell cycle. The record is from RefSeq and is marked reviewed.
CGAAAGGCCUCAAUAUGCUAAGAGCCACCAACAACAGACGAACAUCGAAUAAUGUGGAAAAGGAUAGCCUCCAGAUGGCUAAGCACGGAAACGGACCAUUGAAGCCCGUCAAUGCGCAAGGUCUUCAGACGAAAAGAGAAGCUCGAGAGAUUCUUGCACUCAAGCCAUCCAAUCCAGCUCCAGUCGAAACUGCGCAAAAGUCACAGAGAAUCAACCUCCAGGAUGCUGAGACUAAAUGUCUUGCUAUGGCCGACGACAUAUACAAGUAUCUCGUUCAUCACGAGAAAAAGUAUCUUCUUGAGGAGUGCUUCAUGGAGGGAGGAGAGCCCACUCCCAAGAUGCGUCGCAUUCUCGUCGAUUGGCUUGUCCAAGUUCAUGUUCGAUUCCAUCUCACACCUGAGACACUUCACUUGACUGUCUUCAUUCUGGAUCGCAUGCUUCAGAAGAAGGUCACCUCCAAGGCGGAUCUUCAGCUUCUUGGAAUUUCAGCUAUGUUCGUUGCCUCCAAGUUCGAAGAGGUUUACCUCCCAGACAUCCACGACUACGAGUUCAUCACUGAGAACACAUACAGCAAGAAGCAGAUCUUGGCAAUGGAGCAAACAAUCCUUAACUCGUUGAACUUUGACUUGUCCUGCCCAUCUUCGCUUGUCUUCCUCCGCUGUCUCUCAAGAAUUCUCUCCGAAAACGAUGCCAGCCCAAUCGAUAAUCAAGCUUUCUGUUAUACUUACAAUAUCUCCAAGUGUCUCGGAGAGCUCGCACUGCUCGAUUCGGUUAUGGCCUCGACCCCAAGGUCCCACAUUGCUUCUGCUUCGAUGAUCAUCGCUCUUGAAGUUCAUCCUGUUGACGGAAUCGAGGCGGAGAAUGCUGUAUCGGUCAUUUGCAAACAGCUCGGAGCCUCUAAGAAAGUCAUUGAGGAUGCUGUCGCUUUGCUCGCCGAAGUCUCGUAUAAGAACUUCAAACAGGGGAAGCUUGUCGCUAUUAAGAAUAAGUAUCAAUCAAGCAAGCUUGCACAAGUUUCCAACUUGAUGACCGACGACGUACUCGAGAAAAUCAAUCGGAUGGGCCAGAAUGCAAAAGUGGACGCAUCAGAAAUGGAAUGAGCACUUCGAUCCGAAAUAAACAUUUUGUACCAUUCAGUCUUUCUUGAUUCUUAUGUUUCUUCCUUCAUUGCUUUUCUUUUCGGCUCCUUUCCAUUUUUUAACUCCUCCAGUCGUUUCCACGUCAAUCUGGUCACACCCGUACAUUGAUUGUAAAUUGGUGAACAUUCGUUGAGCGACCAUACACCACCUCCCAUAUUAUUCAAUUUGUCCAUUUUGAAAUUUAAAAUUUCACUAAAAAUUUUUAUCACAACUUUUCGCGCCCUCUUUUGUAUCGAUCUCGUAUUUAAUUAUUGAAACCACACUGCUGUAAGACUCACCGUCCUCAUCUCUGUUGUUGUAACUAGAAGGACCAAAAACUUUCUGAUGAAACCUAUGUGCUAUUAAAUUUUGUUAAAUGGAAUUACUAUAAAUCAUGUACUAA